Pipistrellus nathusii (Nathusius's pipistrelle) is the source of this 1026-nucleotide messenger RNA. Lineage: Eukaryota; Metazoa; Chordata; Mammalia; Chiroptera; Vespertilionidae. The record is from the annotation of a GenBank genome assembly.
AUGCCUCGAGGAAAGAAGAGUAAGCUCCGAAGAGAGAAACGCCAACAGCCCCCGAGUGAGACUGAGAGUCUCAAGGAAGAUCAGGUCACAGCAAUGGAGGUUGAUGAGGCCCCCACUUCUCCUCCCAAUGAUGAUACUUCUGCAAGCUCCCCUACAUCUGGCCCAUCCCAGAAGCCUCAAGGAGACACAGCCACUAGCUCUCCUGUGGCAGGCGCCUCAUGCCCAACAUCCAAUGCCACUGCCAAGAGCCAAGAUGAGGAAAGUGCACAUGCCACCCAGGCAGCAAUUUCAGCUCUGAGGGCUCGCAAAGAUCCUCUGAGCAGGGAGGUGAGCAAGGUGGUGCAGUUCCUGCUGCAGAAGCUGAAAAGGAAGGAGCCCAUCACUCAGAAUGCAUUGAUGAAGUUUGUCAACAGGAAGUACAAGAAGCACUUCUCUGAGGUCCUCAGGAGAGCCUCUGAGCGCAUGGAGCUGGUCUUUGGCCUUGAGCUCAAGGAAGUCAACCCCAACAAACACUCCUAUGGCUUUUUCAACAAGCUGGGCCUCCCAAUUGAGGGAGACCUGAGCAGUGAUGAGGUCUUGCCCAAGACCCCGAUUGUGAUGGUGAUCCUGGGCGUGAUCUUCAUGAAUGGCAACAUCACCACUGAAGAGGAGGUCUGGAAGUUCCUGAGUGUCUUUGGGGUCCACCCUGGGAGGAAGCAUGUCAUCUAUGGGGAGCCCAGGCAAUUCCUCACCAAGUAUCUGGUCGAGGAAAAGUACCUGGAGUGCCGCCAGGUUCCCGAAAGCAAUCCUCCCCGCUUCGUGCUCCUGUGGGGCCAAAGGGCCCACACUGAUAUCAGCAAGAUGAAAGUGCUAGAGGUGCUGGCCAGGAUCUUCAACAAGAUCCCCACUGCCUUCCCAAUCCUGUAUGAGGAGGCCUUGAGAGAUGAUGAAGAUAAAGCAUGGCUGAGAGCCGCAGCCAUGGUUGGCUCUUUUACCAGGCACCGGGGUCCUUGCAAGGCCAAGUUCAGCAGCUCCUGCCACAUCUAG